AUGUACUUCGUAUUCACAAUCUUCGCCUUCAUCACGCUUGCGGCUGCUCGACCGCUCGGCGAACAAGUAUCAUCGAACUUCAGCCACCUCGACGUCUUCUAUCACUCCCCGGACGCUAGGGUGCAUGGUGAUGGAAAAGUCGUACACAUAGACGUUGGUGAAAGCAUCGAUCCUCACAAAACUACGAUGAAAUUCAGUCGUACUUUUGCUGGAGCACAUUUUGGUAGUGCCCACAAACUUCGACACCGCCCAACCACAACGACCAUUGCGACCACCUCACGAUCCCGAACUGUCACAUCAUUAACUACUGCGUCAACAAUCAUCACAGUGCCAAACGGCACCACCCCAAUAAUCACCACAACCACCGAACCCGCCGAGGACCAGACAUCACCCCCAACGACGUUCACUCCCAUCCGAACAACCACCACCGAACCAGAGCGCAAUGUAUCAAAACCUGAAAACGACACUGUCGUCAUACAACAACUUAUGGAGCAGAACAGUAGAUUAAUGGAUUAUAUCUCCAGACUUAAAACGAAUCAAACAUCCACACUCGAUCAAAAUGGAUAA
Messenger RNA from Diprion similis, 567 nucleotides. Its product is annotated as mucin-5AC-like. NCBI's taxonomy places the organism in Eukaryota, Metazoa, Arthropoda, Insecta, Hymenoptera, Diprionidae. The record is from RefSeq and is a predicted model, not a curated record. The transcript has 4 exons. Bases 1 to 567 code for a protein of 188 amino acids.